Molecule: messenger RNA, 1077 nt
Organism: Morus notabilis
Lineage: Eukaryota; Viridiplantae; Streptophyta; Magnoliopsida; Rosales; Moraceae
Product: zinc finger BED domain-containing protein RICESLEEPER 2-like
Exons: 1
Coding region: 1-1077 (358 amino acids)
Molecular function (GO): DNA binding
Source: RefSeq, a predicted model, not a curated record
AUGUGUCUAACUGCCCACUACAUUGAUUCUGAUUGGAAGCUUCAAAAGAGAAUUAUCAACUUUUGUACCAUGCCAAAUGGAAAAGGGGAAACCAUUGGGAGGUUGAUUGAGCAAUGUAUGCAUGGAUGGGGGCUUGAAAAGGUGUUCACAGUGACAGUAGAUAAUGCUGCUGCCAAUGAUUCAGCCUUGAGUUAUUUCAAACGGAGGGUGAAUGGGUGGAAGGGCGCUGUUUUGGACGGUGAAUUUCUCCAUCAGCAUUGUGUUGCUCACAUUGUUAACCUCAUUGUAAAUGAAGGACUAAAGGAGAUGCAUAGCUCAAUAACAGCAAUUCAAAAUGCUGUUAAGUAUGUCAAAUCUUCUCCUACAAGGUUACAAAAGUUCAAAGAUUGUGUGAAGCAAGAGAAAGUUAAAUAUAAAGGUUCGUUGGUUUUAGAUGUCCCAACUAGGUGGAACUCAACAUACAUGAUGUUAGAUGUUGCUAUUAAGUUCCAAAAGGCUUUUGAUAGAUAUGAAGAGGAGGAUGAAAAGUUCUUAGGAUACUUUUUGGAAGAAGAUGGUGGGAAGAGAAAAGUGGGACCACCAAUGGAGGAAGAUUGGGCAAAUGCUAAGGUUUUUGUUCAAUUUCUUAAGACUUUUUAUGAAGUCACUUUGAAAUUUAGUGCAUCACAACAUGUCACUUCCAACACUUUUUUCCAUGAGAUUUGUUCCAUUCAAAGACAGUUGAGUGAGCUGUGUGAAAGUCGUGAUUGCUUGUUGUCGACCAUGGCUUUCGGGAUGAGAAGGAAGUUUGAAAAAUAUUGGGGCAAUGGGGAAAAUAUUAACUAUAUAUUGUUUAUUGCUGUUGUACUUGACCCUAGAUAUAAAAGAGACUAUCUUCGGUACUAUUUUAGCAUGGUUUAUGAUGCUACCACAGCCUCUAAGUUAUGCAAAAAAGUGGAUGACACAUUGUCUAGUUUGAUGUCCUUUUAUGGUAAAGGGGUUGAUAAUGAAAAAAAUAGAGAAAUGGCAGCAAAUACUCCCAAAGAACGACCUGUUCAAGCGGUCAAUGAGUUGUUAAGUCAAUUCUUGAAGCAAUGA